Messenger RNA from Rubroshorea leprosula, 434 nucleotides. Lineage: Eukaryota; Viridiplantae; Streptophyta; Magnoliopsida; Malvales; Dipterocarpaceae. The record is from the annotation of a GenBank genome assembly.
ACCACACUUUUGCUGAAACUCUGCCCUUAUCUCCACGGAUCACUAUGAAUCGGUGCUUUCCUUCAGCUCUCAACCUCUCACCAACUCACCAUGCCAUCUCUCGGUCGACCUUCAUAGUGAUUCCCUUCAGUUCUCAACCUCGCCGUCACUACAACCCCUGGCCCUUGCUGCCCUGCAACGCUCGCCGCUCACCUCCAGCUGAGCUCCAAGGUUGCCGCUGGGUCAUCUCAUCCCGCCUCUCACCGUGGCACCGUGUUGUCAACCCAUCACUGCAAGUCAGCAACGCUCCUCACUCACCACCGCUCACCUCCAGCUUGUUUUAAAAGAGUGAUCUUGAUCAUCUUUGUUUGCUAUAUAGGAUUCUGUAAAAUUGCUAUUUUCUUUUGAUAUUUGAUUAACAAGCAGUGAAUGGUGGGGACUCCGAAUACCUGCGG